Ruditapes philippinarum (Manila clam) is the source of this 3548-nucleotide messenger RNA. RefSeq names its product nuclear receptor ROR-beta-like. Lineage: Eukaryota; Metazoa; Mollusca; Bivalvia; Venerida; Veneridae. Gene Ontology annotation, biological process: negative regulation of transcription by RNA polymerase II; cell differentiation; hormone-mediated signaling pathway. Gene Ontology annotation, molecular function: zinc ion binding; RNA polymerase II cis-regulatory region sequence-specific DNA binding; nuclear receptor activity. Bases 40 to 1926 code for a protein of 628 amino acids. The record is from RefSeq and is a predicted model, not a curated record. The transcript is spliced from 9 exons.
CCUAAACAAGGUGAAGGUGAGUCGAACAAAGACACCCAGAUGUCGGACAUUCCAUGCCGUGUCUGCUCAGCACCGUCAUCGGGGUUUCAUUUUGGAGCUAUAACCUGUGAAGGCUGCAAGGGGUUUUUCCGUCGUAUGGCAAAGGAGAGGGAGCCAGAAAAAUACCAGUGCAAUAAGAAAGGCAACUGUGAAAUAAACAUGGUGACCCGGAAUCUGUGUAAGGCAUGUAGAUACAAGUCAUGUAAACAGGCUGGCAUGUCUGUUGAAGGAAGUAGGAUUGGUCGUCAACCUAAUUCUGUAAAACAUGCCAUAUCAAUGGAGUUAAAACAAGGAAAACCUGAGGGAGGUACAGAUAUGUUAACAAAGGUGAAGGAAGAACCAAUAGAUGAAUCCAGUGUGGACUUUCUUACAGAUAAUAAUAAAUCAGAUAGUUUCUCGUUCUGGGAUCAGAAUUCAAAUACCGGUAAUUCAGUGAAUAAAGAAACAUCCUUACGUGAAAGUGACAUAAACUUGGCGAACGUUGUUUCUAAGCAGUCAAGUGUUGUGCAGUCUGUGUCAGAUAAUGUUGGCACUUGGCAAACUAAUAAUUUAAGUUUUGCUAACAGAAUCACCCCACCACCACCUCCCCCUACAAGUUCAGAUGUAGGAUCAAAGUUGCCGUCACCCAGUAAAACACAAACAUCUGUAGAAAAUUACAUGUACAGACAUGAGAAUCAACAGACAUUAAAUGGGACGCAGGUAUCAAAACAAGACAGAUAUGAGCAGAUAGAAAUACAAAGUGACAGACAAAUGCCCCCUCCACCAAGAAAGCAGGUCGGAGGUCACCACAGGGGUCAACACAAUCCUGUAAAUUCCUUAGUGUUCACACCUAGUCCGGUAACACAGUUUUUAUCUACUACACCCAAUAUUGAGAACAAGCAUCCCAGGGAAACAAAGAUGAACCAUAAAGUGCCGUCACCAAUGAACAUUACUCAGAAUAUGCACUUAUCAUCAUCCGUACCUCAACAAACUGUGUACUCUCCCACCAGUACAACUCCUACACGAGCAAGCCCGGUGGAGAAUAAACCAAUUGAUCAGAACAAUCUUCUCGGCUCGUUUAAGACAAUGACAGACUUUAUCAAUAAGAUUAUAGAUGCUGGAAAAUGUCUGCAGUUAUUGAACUACAGGGUGUUUGAUACAGACGUUAAUCCAACAACUUCUAUGAAUGUUGAUGAUAUUAAAGCAUUGUUUAAAAGUAAAUACAUGGAUCCUAAGGCUGGUAAUGUGAUAACAUCAAAAGUUGAUAUGUCGGUGUUUUCUACACGAGAAUCUACGUGGAAUUACAUGAUGACAAACUUUCACCAUAAUACAUACAUCACCAUUAGAUUUGCUAAACUAGUGCCAGGGUUUAAGACAUUGAGUUUAAAUGACCAGGUGAAGUUGAUACAGUCCUCUAUCUAUCCGAUAGAAUUGCUCAACAUGUCCAAGGUAUAUGACCCCUCCACCAGGAAAUACAACUACUUCACUUACACAAAGGAAGAGGAGAAUAUCAUGAUGGAACAGUUUCCGAUGUUGAGAGUGUUUCAGGAACAUUUUCUUCAUGUUGGUGAGAUGGUUACAUCGUUCCAGUUUACCGACGAAGAAUUUGCAUUAUUGUCAGCAUUACUUUUGUUUCCUGCUGAAGUUCAUGGUCUAGAAAAUCCAAAAGCUGUCGAGCAGUUACAGAACCAGAUAUCCGGUGCAUUACAGGCCUACGAAGAAAAGACAUUUCCGGAAGGUUUGACCCGAUACGGAAUUCUUCUGGUUCGAGUUGCUGAGCUUGUUCAGUGUCUUCUGCAGCAUAAUUUAGCGAUAGGCCUUCUGCUGACCCAUAAUCCAACAAUCAAAGUCCCGCAACUCUUUCAUGAACUUAUCAUUGAAAGCAUUAAAGAGGGACAGAAGUUGUAGAGCUAGUCUAAAGCAUCAUGUAUAUCGGGCUCAUCUGACCUUUUUAGUCAAAGGUCAUUGUGUUUUGUACCUGUCGAAAAAUUCGACUACUUGUUUUUAAGGUCCUUAUUUUGUACAUAAUAUGUGAAGAUAUAAUUAAACAUUAAAAAGUGCUAGAUUGAGACUUUGUACGAGAUUUCAGCAUUCAUACCUCAGAUAUAUUGGCCAGAGUCAGAUUCAGCAUUUUCUUUGAAAGUGACAAUAGACUAUAUAGUUUGUUUUAUAUUUGUUGACUUCUAUAGCUUGUUUCAUAUAAUGUUAAAUGAGGAGGCUGAAAAACCUGUAUAAUAAUUAUUUGUUGUGUGUAAACUUAAAUGAGACUUAUUCAGUGUGGCCUGUAAUGUGUUCCUAAUACAGAGACAGUCAGAAUGAGAAAAAUGGAAAUUGUUGUAGAAAACACCUGUACAAAUCAGCCACAAUAUUUUGGCAGCUACAACAAAGAAAGUAAGAUGAUGUCAGCAUUAUUGUAGUGGACUUUUUCAUCAUCUCCUUCAAAUUAUGUACAAAUAACUUGCUUCAGUUUUAAGAUAAAAAAAAAACAAUAAGGGCAUUAAUCAAAUUUUAUAAUCAUGUUUUAACACAUAGAGAAAUGUAUGUAUGUUUGAAAUUGUGUUCUGUGUGUAUAUAUGUAUACAUAUAUAUAUAUACACAAACAACUAAGAUGGUUUUUGUUUUUGAUCGUUGUUCACAAUUUGUAGAAAAUAAUGUCAAGAAGUGUUGAAAACUUAAUAUUUAUUUGAUGCCUUCAUCCAUAAUACAAUGUGAAUAUUUAAUGUAUCAUUUUGUUCAAUAUUGUCUCCGAAAGAUAUCUGAUUUUGUGAAUGGAUUAUGUGCCUGCUUGAAGUCUCUUGUGUAACUGAGUAGACAUUUGAAAUGGUUAUUCAAAUGGGAAAUUCCUUUAUUGAAUAUUUGUAAGAUUAUAAUUUGGUAGUGAUUACACAUAUCUGUGUAAUCCUGUCGCAUAUUAUUGUGUAAUCAUGCUACACAUCAUUGUGUACUCAUGCUACACAUCACAUGUUGUCAUGCUACACAUAAAUUUUUAAUCAUGCCACAUAUUAUUGUGUAAUCAUGCUACACAUCACAUGUUAUCUUGCUUCAUGAUAGUACAAUGUAUCUAAAUAUGUAAUCAUAUUACACACAAGUGUGUAAUCAUGUGACAAAUUAAUGUGUAAAUAUGCCACACAUCAGUGUGUAAUCAUUACACACAUCUGUGUAUACUCAUGCUACACAUUCUUAUGUAACUGUGCAUUAUAUAACAGUGUUAUUAUGUGUUACACAUUAAUGUGUAACCAUGCUAUACAUUUGUGUGUGUAAUCAUUCUACACAUUACUGAAUAAUUAUGUCACAUAUUGUUGUGUAAUCAUUGGACACAUUACUAUGUAACUAUGUUGAGUUAUUUUGUAUAAUGUUGUUGUUUUUCACUUAUUAGCUUAUGAGAAUAUUUUCAGAUGUACAUAUCAUUAUAGUGAUUAAUGAAUGCCAAGUAUAUGAUACUGUACUCACUGACGUGCUGCGAUUCUAGACCUGUUUCCUUGGCUUCUAUAAUGCUAAACAGUGCAUCGGUUUUCUUGUUGAUUAACUUA